Messenger RNA from Ilyonectria robusta, 1806 nucleotides. RefSeq lists its product as uncharacterized. Lineage: Eukaryota; Fungi; Ascomycota; Sordariomycetes; Hypocreales; Nectriaceae. The record is from RefSeq and is a predicted model, not a curated record. The coding region runs from base 1 to 1806 and encodes 601 amino acids. The transcript has a single exon.
AUGUCAAAGGAUCUUUAUCUUGACUCAGUCGCCGUCGUUCUUCUCCUCGCGGCGAUUGGGUCCAUCGUAUACGUCAAUGUAUUCAAACCACACAUCACCGACUCAGGACCCCUGUCAGAAGCCUGGAGCAGGACCAUUACUUUCGGAGUGACGGCUGUAGCAACCGUGUUCACCACCGUUGUCAGUGGCCAAAUACAGCGUUUGAUUCUACGGAGCUUCGAAAAUGAACUGCGAGAUCUUGACGCGCCUUCAAUCAGCUUUGAAUCGCAACAAUCGAAAAUCGAAAGCAUGGAAACUAAGUGGCGAGGUGCUUUGAAGAUCGACAGCCUGGGCGAGAAGCUGAAAUGUCCGAAUCUACGGUACCUUCUUAUUUUCACCAUCUGCGGCCUCAACACUACAUCCAUCGUUACCGCGUUUACACCAUCUGUUGCGACUCGAAAUGUGCAUUAUCAGGCCGUCAUGUCCAGUGGAAUUGUCCCUGAGUACGCAUUCAGUUCGGCUCCCCUCCCAUGCGCUGGGAGAGCUCCUCCCGACACGGUAUCCAGUAGUGAGUCUUAUAGCUGGACAUACGACAACGGAAGUGUAUUUUUCUCCGCAAACAGCCCUGACUGUCCGAUCUCCAAGGUUCUUGACCUCAUUCCAUCGAUCAACACCAUAAACACAUCAGACUACGUUUACCUGGACUCGGGAGCUGCAGUCAAGCGAUCAGCCAUUGGGGCGCCUGUGUCGACACAUAACGGAACCUCGUUUAAUGCCCUGCUGGCCAAAUACGGGAGUUCGCUGGUUCGGACUCGGCAGUGCGUACCGGUUGUAACAUCCAACCCCGUCAAGUGCCGUAAGGGUGGUCGCAUCGAGACUCUCUCCACAAAUGAGGUCGCCCUUGAAAGCGGUGUCGACGGAACUGGGCUAUGGGACCAGGAGCAAUACAACGCGACAUUUUCAUCUCGCAACUUCACACAUGAUAGCGUGAUGGUCAACUAUCAGUGGUUAAAACCAAACACCACGUCAGACGCAGACGGCUUAGACGCUAUCGGACUCUCCCUGCUGGCAUUUGCCGCGUACGACCCCAAUGGAAGCCAGGCCUAUACGGAUGUCCUUGCCGGCGCUAUGAAUGACGAUAAUCCGGAUAGAACAACGGUAGGGGUUUUAGGCUCGAGUUAUGUUGUUACAUGCACUCUGGAUGCGCGGAAAGUAUUUGGCUACCGCAUGGUAACUUUGAAUCUUGACUCGAUUGGAGAUGGCAUUGGCACGAACUUUGCCUACUACCUUGAGGGAGGAGAAGGUUGUAAGCCCGAAAACGACGUUAUCAGCGACGUCUACCUUGCAACCGCUGCUCGUGCCAGCCAGGCCUCCGUUUUGGAAAACAGGGGUGAGAGCGGGUACAUCGCGACAAUCCGGGCAGCCGCCGGCUUCAACCGUGGGCCUCCAUACGCGUUUAACAACAGUGAAAAUGCCCUUGAAGACGUCUUGGGUCUCGCAGUGGGCAUGGCCAUUGCCAACCUACCUCUGGAGGAGAAGGAUAGCCCAACUCGGUCCCUUGCAUCCGCUCAAGCCAUGAGGCUCGGCAGCGGUACGGGUGCCUUCUACCUGCUUUUGAUUCCAUCCCUAUCGAGCCUUGUCAUCUUGGUCGUGCUGUUAGUGCGAAGUAUUCGGGGUGGCUGGGCGCCCAGAGGACAAAUGAACUCCACAUCUGCGGGGUAUUCUACGGAGGAUUCUGCGGGAGGGACGACGCAGAAGUGGACAGACCGAUACGCAGCUGAGAGUAUUUAUCAGUUGAUGACUUUAAGAAGUCACCAACUGCAGUGA